AGCAGCGGGCGGGGGAGGGGAAGAGUGCGAAAUGGUUUGUGUUACGGCGCGUGUAGAACUGCACUGCGUGCGUUAACUUGCGCAAAACUGCAAACACGUUCAUAUAAGCAGGAGUUAAUGCAGAGGGAUUUUUUUUUUCCUUGGAACUGCCAUGGGCAGUUAUCGAACCCUCCCUCUUCUUCCAAGAGAGAAAAAAAAUAAAAGUUUAUAUCUCUCCUCCCCUAGCGAUCGUGUUUUUUUUAAAUCUUGGGUCCAGUCACUCUCGCCUAUCUUCAUUCCUCGUUGCCGACCCGAGAUGGGGCCUGUGCAUCAAUUCCACACGCUCACAAUCUCUCUGCAGGACCUUCUCUAGAUAGAUGCAACUUUUAACUGAAUCAUGCUCCGUGCGGGAGAGCGCUUCAUCAUAUCCAUUCUUUUUAUUUUUAAGCUCCUUGGUUUACCAGCAACAAGUCACGGCGGCGUUCCGCCGGACAGUUUGCAUUUUGCAGGCGAAAAACAAGAAAAGUUUAUUAAGACUUUGCAGAAUUAUGAAAUAGUUCAUCCCGUCAAAGUGGACGAAAGUGGAACUUUUCUCUCGCAGGACGUCAGUCACUAUGUCAAUCACGUUGGAAGGCGGGACCUCAGAAAGCGGGGCGACCACGUCUUUUACCAAAUUGUUCUCCGAGGGCAAAAACUGUUUUUUAACCUGACCGUGAAUCAACCCUUUCUUUCGCCGGGAUUCGUCCUUGAGAAAAGGUACGGGAACAUAACUGGUGCCGUGAUUCAUGGCCCCACGGUGAACACGUGCCAUUUCACGGGCAGAGUGCAGCAUCCAAAACUGGGGAGCGGCGCUGCUGCCGUGAGCACCUGCAAAGGACUGCAUGGUUUCUUCCGUCUACACAGUGAAGACUAUUUUAUUGAACCAAUACACAGCCACCCACAAAGCAGCGAGAAACAGCAGCCACAUGUUAUUUACAAGAGACAAGUUUCUCCACACUCUCAGAGAAAGCACCAUGGACUCCCUUCUGGGAGCACAGGGGCCUGUGGAAUACGAGAUUCUUUCAAUAAUAUCCUGAAGCCAGAGAGACAGAGAGAGAGUUGGGAGGAGGUUCAUAGGAAAGGACGCAGAAUCUCCCAGCGAUCAAUCAGCAAAGAACGAUGGGUCGAAACAUUAGUGGUUGCUGACACUGAAAUGAUAGAAUACCAUGGCAGUGAAAAUGUGCAGUCAUACAUCUUUACUAUAGUAAAUAUGGUUGCAAGCUUGUUCCAUGAUCCCAGUAUUGGCAAUGCAAUCCACAUCGUGUUGGUGAGACUCAUUUUACUGGAAGAAGAAGAGAAGGAGCUAAAAAUCAUUCAUCACGCUGACCAUACGCUUUCCAGUUUCUGCAAGUGGCAAAAGAACAUCAAUCCUAAAAGUGACUCCAGCCCAAAUCAUCAUGAUGUGGCCGUGUUGUUGACUCGGAAGGAUCUCUGUGCUGGGAUGAAUCGUCCUUGUGAAACGUUAGGGCUGUCUCAUGUCUCAGGAAUGUGCCAACCACAUCGAAGCUGUAAUAUUAAUGAGGAUUCUGGCUUGCCAGUCGCAUUCACCAUCGCACAUGAGAUUGGCCACAGUUUUGGAAUCCAGCAUGAUGGUCAGGGUAAUGACUGUGAACCCGUGGACUCUCAGCAUUUCAUUAUGUCACGACAACUGCAGUAUGAUCAGUCUCCUCUUAUUUGGUCACCUUGCAGCAAAGAUUACAUCACACGGUUCCUGGAUCGGGGCUGGGGUUUCUGUCUCAGUGAUCGACCAACUAAACCGGCGUUAGUCGUUCCCACCAUUGCUCCAGGAGUGCUGUAUGACGUCCAUCAUCAAUGUCAACUCCAGUACGGACCCAACUCUACUUUCUGUGAGGAAAUGGAUAACAUUUGUCAGACGCUCUGGUGCUCGGUGAAUGGCAGUUGUCGUUCUAAACUGGACGCUGCAGCAGACGGGACUAGCUGUGGAGAGAAAAAGUGGUGCUUUAACAGUGAGUGUGUGGCUGUUGGAAACCGGCCAGAGGCUGUCGAUGGAGGAUGGGGGUCCUGGGGCUCCUGGUCACAUUGCACACGCAGUUGUGGAGCAGGUGUUCAAGCAGCAGAGAGACAUUGCAGCAAUCCUGUUCCAAAGUUUGGAGGGAAGUACUGUACUGGAAAGCGCAAACGAUACCGUAUCUGUAACGUCACUCCGUGUCAGCACGAAACACCCACGUUCCGUCAGAUGCAGUGCAGCGAGUUUGACACAGUUCUUUACAAAAAUGAACUCUACACAUGGAUCCCAGUCCUUAAUCCUGCUAAUCCCUGUGAACUGCAUUGUCGGCCCGUUGAUCAACAGUUCUCUGAGAAAAUGCUUGACACAGUGAUUGAUGGGACAUCAUGCACUGAAGCCAUAAACAGCAGGGAUAUCUGCAUCAAUGGCAUAUGUAAGACUGUCGGCUGUGACUAUGAAAUAGAAUCGAAUGCAGUUGAAGAUCAAUGUGGGGUGUGCCAUGGGAAUGGCUCUUCUUGUCAGACAGUAAAGAAGACCUUUGAAGAGAGUGAAGGAUUAGGUUACGUCGACGUGGCUCUGAUUCCGGAGGGAGCGAGGGAUAUUCGGGUGGAAGAGAUAGCUGAAGCAGGCAAUUUCUUAGCCUUGAGAAGUGAAGAUCCAGAGAAAUAUUUCCUCAACGGAGGGUUUAUAAUUCAGUGGAAUGGAGACUACAAUGCAGCAGGGACAAUAUUUAAAUAUGAAAGAAAUGGUAAUCUUGAAAAUCUAACUGCACCAGGACCCACAAAAGAACCUGUCUGGAUACAGCUACUGUUCCAAGAAACGAACCCUGGAGUCCGAUAUGAGUACACUAUCAAGAAACAUACAGAGGAAGAGAACACCAUUAGUCAGCCAGAGUUCUUCUGGAAAUAUGGAGCUUGGACAGCAUGCAGCGCCCCUUGUGGACAAGGAGUUCAGCGCCAAAUUGUUCGAUGUGUGGAAAAGACACCCAGAGUUGUGGAAGACAGGUUCUGCAAUCCAAGGACUCGCCCUGAUGACAGACAACGAAAAUGCAACAAAAUGGAUUGCCCUGCCAGAUGGUGGACUGGUGAAUGGCAGGAAUGCUCAGCGUCAUGUGGAAACGCUGGUAUCAAGAAACGCACAGUUCUCUGUACUCGCACCGUGGGGACAGAGGAGCAAGCUCUCCCCAAUUCAGAGUGCAAGCAACUUCUAAAGCCAAGGACUCAAAUGCCGUGCAACAGAGACAUCUCGUGCCCUUCAAACUGGACCGUGGGCAACUGGAGUGAAUGUUCAGCUACAUGUGGAGGUGGAUUCCGCACACGGACGGUAAUAUGCACCUUGAUUAAUAAGGAGCUCUCGGAGUCAACCACUAGAGCACCCUUGAAGAAUAUUGUGCCUGCAACAAUAUCGACUAAUGUUACAAUAGAUAACGAUGAUUUUGAGAACCUAACUAGGACAGGCAUUGUUUUCUGGAAAGUUGGGAACUGGAGUGAGUGCUCUACCACGUGUGGAGUUGGGGCUGUGUGGAGGCAGGUGGAGUGCAGUACUAAUGAAGAAUCCGACUGUGAAGAGACAAAGAAGCCGGUCCCUGCUCGGAGAUGCUUCGUGCGUCCAUGCGCUAUGUGGAAAAUAGGUAACUGGAGCAAGUGCUCAGAGAACUGUGGAGGUGGAAUCAAAACCCGUGAUCUUCAGUGUCUGGACACUCGAGACAAAAGACUCCUGCGACCUUUCCACUGCCAGUUGCUAGGAGCCAAACCAAUCACAAGUCUCAACUGUAAUGUAAAGGCCUGCAGUGAAUGGAACGUUUCUGCGUGGAGUGAGUGUUCGAAGACAUGUGGCACUGGGAUCCAACAACGGUCAGUUUAUUGUGCGGAACACAAGCAAUGCCAUCUUAAAGCUCAACCUGAGACAACCGCAGCCUGCAAUAUUCAGCCAUGUGUUGAGUGGGUGGCUGGCAGCUGGAGCAAGUUACAAGCUAAUGCCCAAGAAGACAAAGGCAUCUAA
Molecule: messenger RNA, 3985 nt
Organism: Mobula hypostoma (lesser devil ray)
Lineage: Eukaryota; Metazoa; Chordata; Chondrichthyes; Myliobatiformes; Myliobatidae
Gene: adamts12
Product: ADAM metallopeptidase with thrombospondin type 1 motif, 12
Exons: 24
Coding region: 377-3985 (1202 amino acids)
Biological process (GO): extracellular matrix organization; proteolysis
Cellular component (GO): extracellular matrix
Molecular function (GO): metalloendopeptidase activity
Source: RefSeq, a predicted model, not a curated record